This is a messenger RNA of Penicillium salamii, 630 nucleotides long. The record is from the annotation of a GenBank genome assembly. NCBI's taxonomy places the organism in Eukaryota, Fungi, Ascomycota, Eurotiomycetes, Eurotiales, Aspergillaceae.
AUGUGCUGUGGCUGGAGUCCCUUCUACGCCGAAGACACCCAGCAAAUGUACAAGAACAUUGCCUUUGGCAAAGUCAGAUUCCCUCGUGAUGCGCUCAGCACCGAAGGUCGCAACUUUGUCAAGGGUCUGUUGAACAGAAACCCCAAGCACCGACUGGGAGCCAACGGUGACGCCAAGGAGCUUAUGGAGCAUCCCUUCUUCUCCGACAUCAACUGGGACACACUCUGCCGCAAGCAGGUCAUUCCUCCUUUCAAGCCCCAGCUCCAAUCCGACACCGACACCUCGAAUUUCGAUCCCGAGUUCACCAAUGCCCUUGAAAUGAACAACUCUUUGAACCUUCGCGCCGCAGCUCUGGCCAAUGGUCUUAUGCCCGCAUCCACUCCUCUCUCCCCUGGUAUGCAGGCCAACUUCAAGGGGUUCACCUUUGUGAAUGAGAGCUCCAUCGACCACCACCUUAUGGACGACAGUGACCAUAUGGAGGAAGACGGCCUCCACGACCAUGAAUGGCAACGAGGCCAUCGAUCCGGCAACUCCGUCAGCUCCGUCGACCAGCGCAUGGCAGGCUCCCACAAGGCGCACGACGGCACUGAAUCCGGGAUCUUCAACGUUGACGAUACUUUUGACAUGUGA